UCGCGGAAAUAAUGCCGCCAAUAUUUUUUAUUCCAUAAAAGUUCUCCCUCACAUCUACCUCUUUACAUCACCAUCACUGUAUGUAUCAAUGGACUCUCAUUUUCUGGAAAACAAUUUGAGAUUUUGAGGCCACUGUUCAUCAUUUGUGUUGAUUUUAGAGCAACCCUUUUGAGAUUUUCAUUUAGAAAAGUUUUUGAGACAAUCCUUUUGAGAUUUAAGCUUGAAACUGGGAAAUGGAGGGUGUUUCAAGGUCUGGGAAUGAGAUUGAUGUUGUAAUGAGAGAGUUGUUGGAGGUGAUUGAGAUGGUUGGAGGGUAUAAUGGGUAUAGGAAAACUCAGAGGAAGGAGUGUUUGAAUAUGGUGAGAAGAUUGAAGCUUUUGGUGCCACUUUUGGAAGAGACAAGGGAGCUUGAUAAGUCUGUUUCUUCCGAGGCUUUGAAUUGUUUUGCUGAUUUGAAGAAAGCACUUCUUGCAGCAAAGAAGUUGUUGAAGCAUUGUAACUAUGGAAGCAAGAUUUAUCUGGCACUGGAGAGUGAGGCUGUGACUUGUAGAUUCCAUGCUGUUUAUGACAAACUGUAUCAGGCUUUGGAAGAUGUUCCUUAUGAGGAAAUGGGGAUCUCAGUUGAAGUGAAAGAACAAGUCGAGCUAAUGCGCAUGCAACUUAAAAGAGCGAAGAGGCGAACAGAUUCACAGGAUAUAGAGCUAGCUAUGGAUUUGAUGGUUGCUUUUUCUAAAGCAGACGAUCGCAGUGCAGAUGAUGCCAUUUUGGAAAGACUAGCUAAGAAGUUGGAGCUACACACCAUUGCAGACUUGGAAGAUGAAACAAUAGCUGUCAAGAAACUGGUAAAAGGGAGAGGUGGGCAGAAUGCCGAUAACAUUCAGCAAAUCAAAGAUCUUCUUGGAAAAUUUAAGCAGAUUGCAGGAGUAGAAGAAACUAUUGUGCCUGAUGGAUCUGUUACAAAAAAAACUCUGCAGAGGUGUCAAACUAUGCUAGUCCCUCAUGAAUUUCUGUGUCCAAUUUCACUGGAGAUAAUGACUGAUCCAGUCAUUGUGGCCACUGGACAGACUUAUGAAAGAGAGAGCAUACAGAAGUGGAUAAAUUCCCAUCAUUGUACUUGUCCAAAGACUGGACAAACUUUGGAUCACUUGUCUCUAGCACCCAAUUAUGCACUCCGCAACCUUAUUUUGCAAUGGUGUGAGAAGAACAAUUUUGAACUACCAAAGAAGGAUAUCAAUACGGGCUCUGAUGGCCCUUCAGCUCAACUCAUAGAGGAAAUCUCUUCUUUAGUGCAAAAUCUCUCCUCUUGUCAGUUGAACAUUAGAACGGAAUCUGUAAUGAAGAUUCGACUGCUGUCAAAAGAGAAUCCGGAACACAGAAUUUUAAUUGCCAAUAGUGGAGCCAUUCCUCCUUUGGUUCAGCUGUUGUCCUAUCCAGAUUUGAAGGUUCAAGAGCAAACUGUCACCGCACUUUUGAACUUGUCCCUUGAUGAAGCUAACAAAAGACUCAUAGCAAGAGAAGGAGCAAUUCCUGCUAUAAUUGAAAUCCUGCAAAAUGGAACUUAUGAAGCCAGAGAAAACUCUGCAGCGGCAUUAUUCAGUUUGUCAAUGCUCAAUGAGAACAAAGUAAUGGUUGGAAACUUGAAAGGGAUCCCUCCAUUGGUAGAUCUUCUGAAAAAUGGAACAAUCAGAGGCAAAAAGGAUGCAGCCACAGCACUUUUUAACUUGUCUUUAAACCAAUCCAACAAGUCCAGGGCCAUUAAGGCAGGAAUCAUACCACCAUUACUUAAACUGCUUGAGGACAAAACUCUGGGCAUGAUUGAUGAAGCUCUUUCAAUCUUAUUGCUCCUUGCAUCUCACCCAGGUGGUCGGAAUGAAAUCGGGCGACUAUCGUUCAUCAAAACACUAGUCGAAAUAAUCAAAAGUGGGACUCCUAAGAACAAGGAAUGUGCCACAUCUGUUUUACUUGAACUGGGGUUACACAAUUCAUCUUUCAUUCUAGCUGCACUGCAGUAUGGGGUGUAUGAACACUUAGUAGAGAUUACAAGAUGUGGAACAAACAGAGCUCAAAGAAAAGCAAAUUCCCUUCUGCAGCACAUGAGUAAGUGUGAACAUAUUCCAUGAAAGUUUAAAUGUACAUGUUUUCAUAUUGGUGCCACCUUCAAAUUAUGGAGAUGUAAAUUGGAAUUCAUCUUGUGUAAUAUAAAGUAUGAUUCCAAGAACAAUAUAAAGAAAGCAUAGUUUCCUUUAAUUUUGAAAGAAAUUGUGGAUUGAACUUA
Mangifera indica (mango) is the source of this 2275-nucleotide messenger RNA. Its product is annotated as U-box domain-containing protein 15-like. The record is from RefSeq and is a predicted model, not a curated record. Gene Ontology annotation, cellular component: cytoplasm; nucleus. Gene Ontology annotation, molecular function: protein binding; ubiquitin-protein transferase activity. Bases 234 to 2120 code for a protein of 628 amino acids. Gene Ontology annotation, biological process: cell surface receptor signaling pathway; protein ubiquitination. Lineage: Eukaryota; Viridiplantae; Streptophyta; Magnoliopsida; Sapindales; Anacardiaceae. The transcript has 4 exons.